Epinephelus lanceolatus (giant grouper) is the source of this 7488-nucleotide messenger RNA. It is a transcript of the gene cntn3a.2, whose product is annotated as contactin 3a, tandem duplicate 2. Gene Ontology annotation, biological process: cell-cell adhesion; brain development; axon guidance. Gene Ontology annotation, cellular component: plasma membrane; axon. The record is from RefSeq and is a predicted model, not a curated record. Lineage: Eukaryota; Metazoa; Chordata; Actinopteri; Perciformes; Serranidae. Gene Ontology annotation, molecular function: cell-cell adhesion mediator activity.
CUCGCCGCCGUGCAGCCCACUUCUUCUUCGCAGGGGGAGCUGACUUGAUGCGCAUAAUAAAUCAUCUCUGCAAGAUUUCCUUUCAAGCCCAAUUUCAGACCUACGCGUGUUGGAUUUGAGAGCGUAAACACAGGCGAGAGUCGAGCCUCUUAACUGGGGAUGUUUCAAAUGUGAUUCAGCACGGCAAACAACGUGGGUGUUGUGUGUGUGCGUGUGUGUGAGUGCGUGUGUGUGUGUGUAUGUUGUUUUUUUUGAUUUUUUUUUGGUGGGGAGUGGAGGAGAAGGGGGAGAGCAGCGAUAUGAAACGCGUGUGUUUAUGCCUCCUGCGCUACCCGUUAUCUCUGACUGACCACCGGCUCAAUUUUUCACCUGUAUGAACGACCUUGCGAUUGUGACCGAAUUUUUUCCUAAAAAGGGGGUUUCCAUGGAGGAUCAAUGUGUCGCUUUUUCCGUGAGGGCUGAAUUUGGUUCCUGCUGGUCUCAAGAUAUUUCAAGAUAAGAGGUCAAGCUCCCCUCUCUCGGAGAACACGAGUGCCAUUUCAAAGCUUAUUGGAUGAAAGUCUCAUUUGCCCUUGGCUGCCAAAGAUGACGUUGCCAUGGAAACAGCUUCUACUGUUAUCAAUCAUCGACUGUCUGGCAGAUUGUCUGGACAGUGGAUCAUACCAUGGUCCAAGAUGGAGGAUGGAGCCAGGUGACUUGUUCAUUCCUGUCGACUCCAUAGAAGAGGAAGCCACUCUGACCUGUGAUGCAAAGGGAACGCCACCUCCUCAGUACAGAUGGUCAUUGAAUGGGACUCUCAUAAAUCUGGGUCUGGAUCGCCGGCGGCGUCUGUCUGGGGGCAACCUCAUUAUAAGCAGUCUGGACCGCUACCAGGAUGUAGGAAUGUACCAGUGUAUGGCGUUCAACACUGUAGGAGCUAUCCUCAGCAGGAGAGCCAGUCUGCAGUUUGCCUACUUAGAUCAUUUCAAGGUCCACACCAGAAGCGCGGUGUCAGUCCGUGAGGGACAAGGAGUGGUGUUACUCUGUGGAACGCCCACUUCCUCAGGAGACCUCACAUACGCAUGGGUCUUCAACGAGUACCCAUACUUUGUUCAACAAGACAAUCGACGUUUCGUCUCCCAGCAGACAGGAAACCUUUACAUUGCCAAGGUGGAGCCCUCUGAUGUGGGUAACUACACUUGUGUCGUGAUGAACAGCAUCACAAAGGGCAAAGUUCAGAGCUCACCGACGUCUCUGAUCCUCAGGACAGAUGGAGUGAUGGGCGAAUAUGAGCCGAAAAUAGAAGUUAAUUUCCCAGACAAUGUACCCGCCGCAAAAGGAUCAACAGUUACGCUGGAGUGUUUCGCCCUUGGGAACCCUGUCCCCGAAAUCACCUGGAAGAGAGCUAACGGCGUUCCCUUCCCCAGCAAAGUCAAAAUGAAGUACUCGAACGCUGUGCUGGAGAUCCCCAGCUUCCAGCAGGAUGAUACAGGAGGAUACGAGUGUGUGGCUGAGAACAAGAUGGGCAAGAACACAGCCACUGGUCGACUGGCUUUCUACGCCAAGCCUCAGUGGAUCCAGGCCAUGAAGGACACGGCCCUGGCCAUAGAGGAGAGACUAUACUGGGAGUGCCGAGCCAAUGGCAAGCCCAAACCCUCCUACACGUGGCUGAAGAACGGCCAACAGCUACUCUCAGAGGACAGAAUCCAUGUGGAGGACGGAGUGCUGUCAGUGUCGGUGCUGACACUAUCUGACGCCGGCAUGUACCAGUGUGUGGCUGAGAAUAAACACGGCGUCAUAUAUUUUGCUGCCGAACUAAUGGUUUUAGCCUCUCCUCCAGACUUCACAGGAAACGUCCUCAGAGCUUUGCUCAAAGCCAAGGCAGGAACUACAGUGACUUUAGAGUGUAAACCCCAGGCCUAUCCCAUCGCCAGCAUUUUAUGGAAGAAAGGAAACCUGCCUAUCCACACCAAUGACAGGAUCACACUUUCCCCAGAUGGAACAUUGAGGCUUGCCAAUGUGAGCAAAUCUGAUGCAGGCAGCUAUACGUGCUUUGCUAGGAAUAGAUUUGGCAUGUCAAGUACAACUGGAAGGCUCCUUGUUACGGAUCCAACCAGAAUCACCCAGGGGCCGGUGGACAUGGAGAUCAUUGUGGGCGAGAGCAUCGUGUUACCCUGUCAGGUCGCCAGUGACCCCGUCCUUGACGUUUCUUUCUCCUGGGCUUUCAACGGACAGCUCAUCGCCAAGGGAGACGGUCACUUUGAGCUAGUGGGUGGGAGAAUAGCAGGAGAUCUGAUGAUCAGGAACAUUCAGCUUUACCACGCUGGCAAAUAUAUCUGUGUGGUGGACACGGACGUGGAGAGCCUGUCAGCCGUGGCUGUAUUGAUCGUCAAAGGCCCCCCCAGCCCUCCAGACUCUGUGACGGUGGAGGAGGUGACAGACAGUACAGCCCAGCUGGCCUGGAGUCCCGGCAGAGACAACGGCAGCCCCAUUACCUAUUACCUCAUCCAGACCAGGACUCCCUUCACUGUGGGCUGGCAGAGGGUUAACACAGUCCCUGAGAUAAUCGAUGGGAACACACUGACAGCCACAGUGGUGGACCUCAACGCCUGGGUGGAGUAUGAGUUUCGGGUUUUGGCCAAAAACAGUGUUGGUGUUGGUGAACCCAGCCCUGUGUCAGUCAAGACCAGGACAGAGGACGCAGUUCCUGAUGCAGCGCCAGGUGACGUGGGUGGAGGAGGUGGAAGCCGAUCGGAACUGGUCAUCACAUGGGAGCCUGUCCCCGAAGAACUGCAGAAUGGUGAGAGCUUUGGUUACAUCAUUGCUUUCCGCGCCUUUGGAGAAGUUAGCUGGACUCAUGUGGCCACCUCUGCCCCCGGCGCAUCGCGCUACGUGUACCGCAACGACAGCAUCGCGCCCUUCUCUCCAUUUCAUGUCAAGGUUGGCACUUACAACAGCAAAGGACAGGGUCCCUUCAGCCCCGUGGUCACCAUCUACUCUGCAGAGAUAGAGCCGAGCGGGAUGCCAGCGGGAGUUUGGGCCAGAAGUGUCUCAGCCUCUGAGAUUGAGGUGAAUUGGCAGGCUCUCUCCUUCACCCCUGAAAGGGUUCUGGGCUAUGAGGUGGUAUACUGGGAGGAUGACACUAAACCGGAGACCAUGGGGAAGGUUAGGGUGCCUUGGAACCAAACCUCAGUCACAGUGAGCGGCUUGGCAGGAAACACGCAGUAUUUCCUAACAGUCAGCGCCUUCAACACAGCAGGCACUGGCCCCUUCCUCCCGGCAAUCAAUGUCACCACGAAAAAGCCACCACCAGCUCAACCACCGCUGAAUGUCGAAUGGACCCUAAUUGGCUCUCAGCUGUCUCUUUACUGGGAACCUGUGGUGGCAAUGGAAUCGGAGUCAGAAGUUACGGGCUACCAACUGUCAUACAGGAGACAGAGACACAAAGAAGUAAACACUCUCACAACAACCAACUCAACAGUGGAGCUGACCCUCCCAGAGGACGAUGAUGACUACAUCAUCCAUAUUCAGACGCUGAGUGAAGGAGGGCUGGGCCCGGCCUCAGAUCCCGUACGAAUCCACCAACUAAGUAUGAGUGCCCGCGGCUCGAGAGCCUGGAGUGCGGACAUCUCCCCCCUCUCCCUGCUCCUCGCCAUCGCAAUAUCAACAUUCAGGUCGACAUCGUGACACAAUGACAAACUCUGCUCUGUUUUUUCAACCUUCUUAUCAAUAUUUUUUUUCUUCUUCUUCUUCUUUUUAUUUUAACUUUUAAGUCGUGAAAGUUGCUCUUGAGUAUCUCUCAUUUUUUGGAGGUGACCACAUGCUAUUUUGCAGUGUUAGAUUGCAGGUAUGAGGCAGCACAAGAGUGGAGCGUGCUGUCAGGCACUUAAUUAACAGUAUAUGCUUGAGCUUUUUUUUUCUACGCAGGUCUGACAUUUUUGCCGGUUGGGAACAAUGCUCCAUUUCAACAGGUUUUUUUUUUUUGACUCUAGAUUGAUACAGAUGCCUUACUUCCAUCCAUGUGCCAAAGUAGUUUCAGCCUUCUUGUUGUUAUUGCUAAGAUAGCUACAUGCUUUCCUCAACAUUUUAGUCCUCACAGUUUCUUAUUAUCGAAGGCCUCUGUGUACCUUGCCGAAGGGUCGCGAUGAGAAGGUGCAUUUUGUAUUUUUGAAUGUUUUCAGUUUUCCUCUCCACAUCUGAAUUGGCGAGUAGGAACAUGUUCAUUCACCCGUGCCCGUGCCUUUGGAGAUUCUUGUAACGCCGUCUCUUACAGACACCAGUCAGUGUUUCAGAACACACUGCAGCCGCCUUCAUCUUUACGUGCUCCAUUAAAAGUCGUCCCAGAUGAAAGUCAUAAAGCAGCUCACAGUGCCGGUGGUGUUAGCCAUUUACCUUCUAUCAUUUGAGUGUGGAGAGCUGAAUGUGUGCCAUGAGGGCUCCUACGGGUUUGAGAGCCUCAGACCAGUUAUUGUGAUGGCCCCGCUGAUUGAUGGAUUGGACUUUACUCUGCAUUCACGAAGAUUGCAUCUGCCUGUGUACAGCAGUGGUGGGAGAGGUAUACGACUGCCAGUGUAUUUCCUUCAGCGCUAAUGCCGAAACAAUCAGUCAAUCGGCGGAAUAUAAUCAACAACAAGUCAUCUCAGUCAUUUAUCAAGGAAAAAAUGCCAAACAUACUCGACAAAGGUGUACGUUCGAUUGCAAUCCAUUUGCCUCCAAGGAAUCCAACUCAGAGUGUAUUAUCCUGCUUUAUACUGCGGUCACAUGCCAACAAACUGCUAUAUGUCAAAAAAUACAAAUAACAUUCAGUCAGACUUUUACUUAAAUAACAAUUGUUACAUCCCCUUUUUGUUUUUUACAGAAAUAACAAAAAAAGUCCCCAUGUUAAAACAAUUAUCGCGUCUCACCCCUCGCUAUAACAGCUGGCUUUUCACUUUCACAUUCCGCUUAAUCAGCUGUAAACACUCACCGCCUACUGACAUAACUAUACUUCCCAAAAUGUCAAACCAUUCCUUUAAAUAAUACUUUCACUGAUUGCACUCAAAACAUGACGUAACGCAGUCAAACUUCAAUAACAGAAAAUAGUUUUAAGACUUUGUCUGUGAAUGUUUUUUUCUUGACUUAUGGAACAAAAGUUUCACAAACUAAUUUCAGCUUAAAGGUGCACAUACGAGCUUUCAGCCUCGUCUGUAUCUGCCAGUGGAGCUUGCUCAGGUGUCGCAGAUUAUCACAUGACCCAAGUACUUCAGUGUGUCAACUAAACCAUCUCCAACACAACUGAGGCAUCUCCAUUUGACAGUGAAAACUGAGAUGUGGUUGAAAGGUGAUCUCAAAAUGUUAAGUUUAUCUUGCCUUGGGAUUAUUUUUGUCAAAUCAAUUUAAAACUGGUGCAUUCAUUUAUAACAGAAAACCCAUGCGACCAAAUAGGCCGUUUGUUCCUACCCUUUAGUACGACCCACUGGAGCGUCUCCUAAAUUAGCACCUCUACCGGCGUGGUCAUGUUUAGGAACAUGAAUUUAGGUUAAAAUACAUUUGUUAAGCAAAAAUUGUUACUUAACUUCUGUACGUACGUAACGAAACAGUACACAAUGUGACAUUACAUAAUGGGGCUGGGCAAUUUGGAGAAAAUCUAAUAUCACAAUAUUUUUAUACCAAAUACCUCGAUACUGAUAUUGUAGGGUUGACUGUUCGUGCCUUCACAAAAUAUUUACACAAUAAGUUUUUUGAUAAAUAAUCACCAGUAAUGUGGAUUUAAUGAAUAAGUGGGUAACGGCAAAUAACACAACAGCUAGAAUCGUUCGGUACGUUCAGAAAAUUACAUCAUUUUACUUUAAAGGAGCCUUUAAAACCAGGAAAAUACAACUUUUACAAUAUAAUGAUAACUAAAAUCUGAGACAAUAUCUACUCUUGUGUCACGAUAUUAAUAUAAUGUUGAUAUAUUGCCCAGCCCUAGGCCAAAGCCCUGUUUUUUUGUGAUUUUUUAACCAAUUCAACCACUCGACCUCCUGCUUUUGCGUAAUUCUGGCUCUUUAUACUACAUCACUUGACUUCCUCCUUCGCUCACGGCGUAAUUACCACCUUCACUGGAAGCCACCGCAAAACAAUAUAUGUAAACGUGGGUCGUAAUAAGCUGCCAGUGCAAACAAGGUGUGGUGUCAUCUCCAAACACCUGUCUGGUUUUAAUGCCCAGUCAGAAAUAAGACACCAUCACACCGUAGUAUCCGUCAUUCGGGAUAUUUGGGUUUUGGACAUUUUUAAAAAGCACCUUCAGCUCUGGAAAAACUGUAUUUUUUCUUAAUAUUCUAACAUUUUAUAGACUGAUAAGAAUGAAUCAUUAGUUGGAACCCUACUAGUCUACAUCCAUCUGGACAACACACAGACGUGCCAGUCAUUGUGCAUCAUCAGCCAUCGCAGUCAAGACAAGGGGUUUAAAGUGCUGCCAAUUGUGCCAGUCUGAUAAUUGAAAACUUGCCACCAGCUUAGACAUUAUUUGGCAAAAUGUAUGGUCAGCUGUGUUUUAAUACUUUGUGAAUCUGUCCUUUCUUGUCAGUUGUAUUAGCUUUUUUUAUUUAUUUUUUUCAGCGUGGUAUGUGUUGUCAUUGUUUAUUUUUGUAUUUCAGCGAAACCCCCACUGCUCAGGUAUUCAGACCUGCUUCGACCUACCUUUCAAUAGCUGUCACGUGGCAGAAGCAGAUAGAUCUGCGCACAACACAAGGGUCUAUUUAACAGUCCAACUUGACGAAUGGAAAGCCUGAUAUGCGCCAUGAUUUAGCAGACAUUAAAACAUCUUAAUGAAUUAGAGCAGGCCUGAGGGGCUUCUGUGGGAAAGGGCAUAGGAGUAAUGGUACUAAUGACACCCACACAAGACUAAUCUAUCAGGAUUUAGGGAGGAGUAAAUCAGGACAGUCCCAUCAAGAUGACACUGGGAAGAUUCAAGGGUGUGUGUGUGUGUGUGUGUGUGUGUGUGUGUGUGUGUGUGUGGUUGUUACCUUACCCUACGGUGUCAUGGAUAACCAUUUUCAAGAAGACCAUUCUGCUGUUUGGAAAAAAAAGUGUUUAAACUCAUUCCUUGUACUUAAGCGCGGUUCAGGGCUUUCAGCAACUGAAGCACUGCUGACAUUCAAAUAGAGUAACGCAAGGUCAAUAUGGGUGGUAGGAAAAAAAAACAAGUUUAACCGAGGGAGGAGUUGAAACGUCUGUUUUUCUAUCAAAUUACCAUGGAUUGCCAGUGUAGAGGAACAAGUGCAAAGCAGCUCCAGAAUCCAAGGCCAGGUCAGUUACAAGUUCUUACUAAACGUGAAGACAAAAGGCUUUCCUCCCACGACGAGUGUUAAUAAUGUUCUGAAAGCGGUCUUUGAAUCCUGUUUUGUUGUUUAUGUGGCUUUACGUGUGGUUAACCUGUAUACAUUUCAUCACAGAAUGUCAUUGUUAAGCUAACGAAAUGUUUACACAGGAAAUGCAUCCUUCUGGCUGAUUUAUUGAUUACAUGAACUUGAAAAAAAAAAAAAAAAA